Molecule: messenger RNA, 1625 nt
Organism: Colletes gigas
Lineage: Eukaryota; Metazoa; Arthropoda; Insecta; Hymenoptera; Colletidae
Product: zinc finger protein 277
Exons: 9
Coding region: 274-1524 (416 amino acids)
Source: RefSeq, a predicted model, not a curated record
UUGUACGAUUUUCUGAGAGAAUUAAGUUUUGAUCGGUAACAUGCGAUGAUGUUACUGAUCUUUUUGUGUUUAAUUAACACGUACUUAUAAAAAAUAUAUCUGUUAAACAAAGUCAAUAAAAAAAUAAAUGCUAUUUCUAUUUGACUAUGUAGAUAACUUUGUAUUAUAAAAGAUUUUCGAUAACUAACCUAUUUACGUAUGCAAUUUGAGAACUUAAAUCAAAGUUUAUAAAUUAAUGUGCAUAAUUUAUUUAGCUUCAAAAUUGCAGUAGUUAUGAAUCUCAGAGAAAAACAUAAAGAUUCAUCGUAUCCUGGCGAUGUUUGUAAGCAAGACCAUACCACACUUAAAUCUCAAUUUAUUGAGUUAGAUGAUAAACCUUAUGCCACAAAAUGUCUUUUAUGUGAUAUAAAGUUUGUUCUUCCUGAGAAUGAAAAAUGUUUUUUAACUCAUUUGUUUGAACAACAUCGACUUAUAAUAGGAGAUGUCUGUAACAUUGCUAGUCUAAAAAGCUAUAUACAUUACUGGAGUUUUAAAUUUAAAGAAGAGCCAUUAACUAAAUAUUGUACAAUAAUGUUGAUGGACUGUACACCUGAUGGAAAACCAAGUAAAAAUGAAUCAUAUUUUUUCCUUUCUGAUUGCAUUUCGGAGGAUAAAACAUUGAGAGACGAAAUACAUCAAGCUAAAUUGGAAUGGGCUUUAACAGAACAAUCCAGAGAAAGGACAGAUACCAAUUUUAAACGUGGUUGCAUUUUUUGUCGAAUGGAAUUUUCAGGAUUACGCAUUACAUAUGUAAAACAUUUGGCACAAAAACAUAAUUUAUACUUGGGAAAACCGGAUAAUUUGGUAUUCAUAGAUGAAUUUUUAGAUAAGAUUCAGAACACUAUAGAAAAUUUGGUAUGCAUAUAUUGCGAAAAAUUAUUUAAAGACAGAACAGCAUUGAAAGAGCACAUGCGUAAGAAACUGCACAAACGUAUAAAUCCUAAUAAUAAGGCAUACGAUAAAUUUUAUAUAAAUAAUUAUUUAGAACCUGGAAAAACAUGGAGGCAUAAACAGACUAAUUCAAAAGAAAAUGAUGCAAUAGAGGAUCAAAAUAGCGAAAACGAAGAUGAAGAAACAUGGUCUGACUGGAAUGAUGAAGAUAUUGGUAUAACAUGUUUGUUCUGCAAUUAUAACAAUAAACAUUUUCAUCUUAUUUGUACGCAUAUGGAAACAGAUCACGAUUUUGAUUUUAUUGAUGCUUCAAGAAAUUUAACAUUCUAUCAAAAAGUGAAAGUGGUAAACUAUAUAAGAAGGCAAAUUCAUUUACAACGUUGUGUUUUCUGUGAAACAAAAGUAGAGAAUGUUUUGGAGCACAUGAAGCAACAAAAUCAUUUUAAAGUACCUAUGCAAAAGAUUUGGGAUCAACCAGAAUAUUAUUUUCCUAUGUGUGAAAAUGAUUCCUUCUUAUACAAUUUGGAUAUAAGUGAUAGUAGCGAUGAAGAAAAUGAUAUUGAAAGUACUACAGAAGCAAUGAUGAAUUUAUAAGCAAGGUGAUUAUAAUUAUUAACCACGACGAAAUAUUUACAGUCAAGAAAAAUGUAUUCAAAUUUCUAUCAUAAUAAAUUAUUACAAUACGUAUGUAUAUG